This is a messenger RNA of Anopheles maculipalpis, 392 nucleotides long. RefSeq names its product DNA-directed RNA polymerase I subunit RPA12 (gene RpI12). Gene Ontology annotation, biological process: DNA-templated transcription; termination of RNA polymerase I transcription. NCBI's taxonomy places the organism in Eukaryota, Metazoa, Arthropoda, Insecta, Diptera, Culicidae. Gene Ontology annotation, cellular component: RNA polymerase I complex. The transcript is spliced from 3 exons. The record is from RefSeq and is a predicted model, not a curated record. Bases 1 to 345 code for a protein of 114 amino acids. Gene Ontology annotation, molecular function: zinc ion binding; DNA-directed RNA polymerase activity; nucleic acid binding.
AUGGAUCCCGGUUUCUGUCCUGAUUGUGGUACAGUGUUACCACCUCUCAAAUCAUCUAGUAAAGUGUCCUGCUACAAUUGCCAGGGCUUGUUCGAUGCUUCAGCUUUUGGAACGAUGGAAUCAGAGUAUACGAUACACUUUAAUUCUUAUGCGAAUAAAAAAUCGGAUCAAGCAGAUCGUGGCGGGGAAGACGCAGCAGAAGGACCGAUUGUUAAUAGGCAAUGUCCAAAGUGUGGCAAUGAUCAGAUGUCGUACGCUACCCUACAGUUACGUUCGGCGGAUGAAGGUCAAACUGUGUUUUUCACAUGUACCAAGUGCAAGUACAAAACGUCGGAAAAUUCAUAGGGGGUUGUGCUUCUAAUCAAUGCAACAAGGAUUAUUAUGUGUACAUA